GCACCUGCUCGCAGCGCUGGUUCUCCAGCAGACCCACCAGCUGCCUUGACGCCUCUGCGCAGCCAGCUAGGGUCGCCGGAGCUCAUCGAAGCACUCUGACGCUAUGGCAGAUCAGCUUGGGCAUGGGGACCCUGCGAAUAAUCCAAAUGUUGCAGUUCGACGAAGCAGCAGGAAUCGCAUACCCUCGCACCGGGUCACGGAGCCACUCACUGCCUCUUUGGCGCCUGCUACGACAAGCAUACGGCGUGCGACGCGAUCUGCUUCGGCAGCGUCUGACGAGCCUGUUGCUGGACCGAGCACGACCUCGUCGCGUCAGACGAGCACGAAUAGAGCGAGAGCAAGAGCUCCUGCGCCUGCUUCCACUCUGCCCGAGCGUUCAAUGUCAAGCCAGAGUACAACAUCAAUCACGCCCAGCGGAACGAACGGUUUCUCCCAGCGAGCGCAUAUGACGCGGUUGUCGGAAAGCGCGAUUGCAACGCCAGAAGCGAGCACGAGUCGACGUGUACUGCCGCAUGGCAAUAUCGGUAUGGCCGGCAUAGCAGGCGCAGGCCUACCUGGAACGCCUCUCUCUGUCUCUCUGGCAGGCUCGCCGUACCAUGCACGGUCCAAUCAUGUCAGACGACCCGUGCCUGGUCCGAGCAAUCUGGCUCGACAGCGGGACACAGAUGAUCAUAUCGAGCCUCGCAUAAGCCGCAAAGGCAGCCUGUCGCCUACGUUCAAUAAGAUCAAACCGGCUGGUCUUGCCUCGCCACGAAGUCCAAUCUUUCAACCGAAUCCGCCUGGAAACGUCACCUUUGACGAGUCGAGCCGCGUCUCGCGAGCGCACUCUGCUUCGAUCAGCCAAGGAACGCCAUACAGACAGCCACAAGGAGGAGACGAGACGCCGUUCAUGAUGAGGUUGGAAGAUCAGAAUAAUACCUCUACGGUGCAUCUCUCGCCCGUCGUUGGACGACCACGACAAGCAGUCUCUCGUCAUCCCACACGACCACGUACAUCCUCGCCUCUAGCAACAAAACGGUACGAGGCGACAAACGGUCAAGACACGUAUACGCCUGCGACGAGGAAUCAGCCUUAUCUGAACGGCCACGGAAAGCGCAAAGUCAGCGCGAAGGAUGUCUUGACGCGCAGGCUCGGGCCAAGACUAUCUCACGAUACUUCUUCUGCCAAUUCGAGCAUGGCGGCAGAUUUACCACCGCCGGUCAACUUCAAUGGCACCACGAGCACGCCCUUUGUGAACAGGGGAUCUUUCGAUCGAACGAGCCCGCUCGCUACGACGAUCACCUUGCCUGAAGACGCCGUCGAAGUCGCAGGCAAUGUAUCUAGAAUCACCAUCGAUGAAGACACGGACGAAUUGAGUUUGCUCGAUCAUGAUGCGCUGGAUGGGGUCAAGUCGGAGGCUGCUGUGCUGGACGAAGAGGAGGAAGAAUACGAUGAGACGAUGGUCGAUAGGAUGCGGAGCUGGCGAAAUGAUGCCAUGGCGCAGCAUCUCUAUAGCACUGCCGAGUUCUGGGGUUCCAAGGCAUUAGCAAUGACCUGCAAUGCCAACGACGCAUUCUGGCUCGCCCAAGUUCACUUUCUCACUCAUCAAUAUGCGAGAGCAGAGAAGAUCCUCUCUGCUCCUCGUGUAGCUAUCAUCGAAGAUUCUGUCCCCGCCGCCGGGGCUUCAAUGGAACUUGAUGGGGCAGACGCGCCUUUGUAUACUGCUCAGAAAGGCAAACAACGAGCAGAUAACAUAGAUCAUGCUACGGUCGUCUACCGGCUGACAGACAAAAGCAUUGCCUGUCGAUACCUGUGUGCGCAAUGCCAUGUCAGGUUGGGCGACUGGCAGGCAGCUCUCGACUUACUGGGCGAGGAGAACCCUUGGCGCAAUAGAUCAGAUAUCGAAUCUGGUGCAAACGUCAAAGCUGACGGCGGCAUCAAAUUUGAAGCAUCCAUGUGUCACUUGCGAGGUCUCGUUCAUCUACACCACAAUGCGACAGAUCGAGCUAAGCAGUCUUUCAUGGAGGCACUUAGCCUCGACGUCAAAUGCUUCGAGAGCUUCGAAGUACUCACUUCUGGCAGUAUGAUGACACCAGACGAGGAGUGGGAGUUCAUACAAGGCCUGUCGUAUCGUGUGCAGAUGGCCGAAGACGGCGACUUUGCGCGCAUGAUGUAUACUGUGCGGCUCAAGAAGUACAAACACAAGGCGGAGAUCGCUCAGUGUCGGCAACGGCUCGCACAAGAGUACGGAUUGGCGGAUGAUCCUGACGUUCUUUUCGGUCUUGCCGAUACGCUCUAUGCUGCCUCCUUGUGGCAGGAUUGCUACGAAGUCACUUCACGCACCCUGGACCUGCACGACAAUCAUGAGCCAACGAUGCCGCUGCAUCUGGCUUGCAUGCAGCAUCUCCCUCAUUUGCGCAGUCGGCUUUUCAUCCUCGCGCACGAUCUUGUCGACCGGCUGCCUGACUCUGCCAUUUCAUGGUAUGCUGUCGGACUGUGGUACUAUGCCGGUAGACGGUGGGAAGAGAGCCGUCGAUAUUUCGGCAAGUCGGUCUUGCUCGACAAUCGAUUCGGUCCUGCUUGGCUCGCAUUUGCGCAUUCGUACGCACUCGAAGGCGAGCAUGACCAGGCCACGACGGCAUACAGCACUGCCCAGCGACACUUUCAAGGCACGCACGUCCCGCUGCUCUGCAUUGGGAUGCAGCACCUGCAGUUAGGCAACAACGAUCUCGCGGAAGAGUACUUGGACGCUGCAUACGCCAUGUGCAAAGACGAUCCGCAUCUCACUAACGAACGCGGUGUGCUUGCCUACAACAAGCAAAGAUUCACGGUCGCCGUUGAGCUCUUUGAGGAGACGCUCCGGCUAGCCCGAGAUAUUCAGGGCCCGCCGAGUCUGUGGAUUUCCACAGUUCUCAAUUUAGGUCACGCUCACCGUAUGCUCAAUCACCACGAGCAGGCUGCCAGCGCAUUUCGCGAGGUCAUCCAGCUCGACUCUCAGUCAUCUGCGGCAUGGGCCAGUCUCGGCAUGGUCCAGCUCUUGCUUCACCAGCGAGACGAGAGCAUCGAAUCACUCCAUAUUGCACUCUCGCUUAAUCCCGCCGAUCAGGUCUCCCAGAGUCUGCUAAAGAUUGCACUACAAGACAUGCUCGAUGCGCACCCUGUCAAGGACAUAUCGACCCAAGUGCGCCUUCCUGGCCUGCAUCCUCAGACAGGGCGCAACCUCGACAAAGAAGUUGCACAAUUCGAAGAGAGGGUCGCUCAGGGUCGCUUCGAAGAAGACGAGGCGCCAGCUGAAGAGAGUCAUCUUGUCAUUAGCGAAAACAUCCUCAUGCAAGCUUGACUGCUGGUGGAAGUGAACGAAUAUGUGUGCGA
This is a messenger RNA of Mixia osmundae IAM 14324, 3351 nucleotides long. RefSeq lists its product as uncharacterized. Gene Ontology annotation, molecular function: protein binding. Bases 104 to 3319 code for a protein of 1071 amino acids. The record is from RefSeq and is a predicted model, not a curated record. The transcript is spliced from 8 exons. NCBI's taxonomy places the organism in Eukaryota, Fungi, Basidiomycota, Mixiomycetes, Mixiales, Mixiaceae. Gene Ontology annotation, biological process: cell division.